This is a messenger RNA of Camellia sinensis, 1742 nucleotides long. RefSeq names its product coniferyl alcohol acyltransferase. Gene Ontology annotation, molecular function: acyltransferase activity, transferring groups other than amino-acyl groups. The record is from RefSeq and is a predicted model, not a curated record. NCBI's taxonomy places the organism in Eukaryota, Viridiplantae, Streptophyta, Magnoliopsida, Ericales, Theaceae.
CCUUAUGCAUCAUCCCUUUAUAUAAUUCAUCUUCUACACACCCAUAAGUCUCAUAAUCUUAGCAGUCCUCUCUCUCAAUCUCUCUCUCUCUCUCUCUCUCCAUAGCUACUAAACUAUGGGUUCGAAUGGCGGAUUUACGGUGGUGGUAAAGCGGAGAGAGGUGGUGGCAGCAGUGUUACCAAUGCAAGAGCACUGGUUGCCUAUGUCAAACCUAGAUUUGCUUCUCCCUCACCUGGACGUAGGCGUUUUCUUCUGUUACAAGAAUGAGCCCAUAAAAAUCAAAGCAAACGAAGAUUGCCGCGUGGCGAUCCUCAAGAAAGCCUUGGCUCAAGCGCUCAUCUCAUUCUAUGCCUUUGCCGGAGAGGUGGUGGAGAACGGCCUUGGUGAGCCUGAGUUGUUGUGCAACAACCGCGGGGUUGAUUUCAUCCACGCUUACGCCGAUGUGGAGCUCAAAAAUGUCGAUCUUCAUCACCCAUAUGACUCUGUCCAUGGAAAGUUGGUUCCUAUUAAAAAUCAAGGGGUGCUCUGCAUUCAGGCGACAGAGCUAAAAUGUGGUGGGCUUGUGAUUGGAUGCACAUUCGAUCACCGGGUUGCCGAUGCCCACUCAGCCAACAUGUUCUUCGUUUCAUGGGCUGAGAUUGCUCAUGCAAAACCAAUCUCCGAUAUACCAUGUUUCAGGCGAUCACUACUCAAUCCGAGACGCCCAGGCUAUUAUGAUCGAUCCAUUGACAAUAUCUAUGUCUUCCUAUCGUCUCUACCUCCAACAAAACUACUAGAAGAUCCUGAGCCCAAUGAGGAUUCCCUCCAAAGCCGCAUUUACUAUGUUGUGUCAGAAGAACUUAUCUGUCUCCAAUCGCAAGCCACCAGCUCUAACGGUAUUAAGAGAAGCAAACUGGUGUCUUUUAGUGCCUUUUUGUGGAAACUUAUAGCUUCUGCUGAGAAGUCUGAGUCUGAGUUUGGGUCUAACUCCAAUAAAAGAUGUAAGAUGGGUGUUGUCGUUGAUGGGAGAGGGAGAUUGAUGCUAAACAACAACAUCAAAGCAGAUCAUGAAUUGGAAAAGUAUUUUGGGAACAUUCUGUCCGUUCCAUAUAGUGAAGCAAGCGUUGGCGAACUAAAUGCAAUGCAUCUAAAUAAGGUUGCAGAGCUUGUACAUGAUUGUUUGGAAGGCGCUGCAACAGAAGAGCACUUUCUAGGGCUCAUUGAUUGGGUGGAAUUCCAUCGGCCAGAGAAGGCAAUAGUGAGAGUUUACUGCAAAGAGACCGAUGAUGAAACUGCUGUGGUUGUGUCAUCUGGACAAAGGUUUCCGGUGUCAAAGAUAGAUUUCGGGUGGGGUAAACCAUCUUUUGGGUCAUACCAUUUCCCAUGGGGAGGCCAAACUGGGUAUGUUAUGCCAAUGCCAAGUACAAGCAGGGAUGGUGAUUGGAUUCUCUACAUGCACCUCCAUGAAAAACACUUGGAUUUUGUUGAGUCCCAGGCACCCCAUUUGUUUAGGCCAUUAACUCCAGCGUAUUUAAACUUGACGCCUUGAUGAAUCUUAGCUUUUGUCUUGGGAAAAUCAGACUGGCUUGCAAAAAAUAUGUAUUAUUAUUGAUGUGUAGCACAUUGUGGUAGGUUAUGCCAAAAUCUGCCUACUAUGUGUUUGACAAUAUGUCUACACAAGAUAUUCACAUGUCUCUGCCUCCAUAAAUUGUCCACCAAGUGCUUAUGAAUAUGUCAACCCAAAAUUCAAUUGUGUUACCGUA